AUGUUGGUUUUGUUCGAAACAUCGGCGGGUUAUGCGAUUUUUAAGUUAUUGGAUGAGAACAAGCUGAAGAAUGUGGAUAACAUAUGGGAUGAGUUGUCGACAGCGGAGAAAGCACAGCAAUGUCUCAAGCUCAUUUCAUUCAAGAAGUUCAAAGAUACGAGUGAAGCACUAGACUGCGUGAAUCAUAUCAGUGACGGGAAACUUGGAAAAACACUUAAGAAGGUUCUGAAAGGCAAAGUAGACCAGAGUGAAAAUCUCGCUGUGGGUGAUACAAAAUUAGGCAGUAUUAUCAAGGAAAAACUGGAUUUGAAAUGUGUUUCGAAUUCGGCGACUGCAGAAUUAAUGCGUGGUAUUCGUGCUCAUUUGGAUAGUCUUCUUGGGGAGCAUAAACAAGAAAUGUCUGCUAUGAAUCUUGCACUCGCUCAUUCACUUGGCAGAUAUAAGGUGAAAUUCGAUCCAGACAAAAUCGAUACAAUGAUUGUUCAAGCAGUUUCUUUGCUCGACGAUAUCGAUAAGGAACUGAACAAUUAUAUUAUGAGGUGCCGUGAAUGGUACGGUUGGCACUUCCCUGAACUUGGCAAAAUUGUUCAAGAUCAUCAGGCAUAUGCGAAGGCUUGUUUUUUUGUAAUUUCAAAAAAAUUGAAUGUCAUUUCAUCAUUUUUUUCUGGACUGUGGAAAGUGCAACAAGUGAUUAUGGAGUGUAUGGUAGUGCAGAAAAUUGGCAUGAGACACGACGCCGAGAAGACAGAUCUGUCGAGUAUUCUGCCCGAAGAAUUGGAGGCACGUGUUAAGGAUGAAGCUGAAAUUAGUGCUGGCUGCGAUAUUUCUGAUUCAGAUCUUGCAAACAUAAGGCUACUUUGUGAUCAGAUACUUGCAAUGGGCGCAUAUCGUACACAAUUAGCUGAAUAUUUGAAGAAUCGAAUGGCUGCACUAGCACCGAAUUUGACAGUGUUGUUGGGUGAACUAGUUGGCGCAAGACUGAUCUCACAUGCUGGUUCAUUGAUAAAUCUAGCCAAAUAUCCUGCAUCAACGGUACAGAUUUUAGGCGCCGAAAAGGCAUUGUUCCGUGCUCUUAAAACCAAACGAGACACACCUAAAUAUGGUAUCAUCUACCACGCUCAGCUUAUCGGUCAGGCCAGCACGAAAACUAAGGGCAAGCUAGCGCGAAAAUUAGCCGCUAAAGUAUCGUUGGCGACUCGAAUCGAUGCAUUAGCUGAUGAGUCACAAGGUAAUCAGAUGGGUAUUGAAUGCCGUGCAUAUUUGGAAACAGUAAUAAGAAGUGAACAAGAACGUGGUGCCAAAAGAAUUUCGGGAGUGUCUAGUGCACACGAGCCAUAUCGUUUCAAGAGCGAGGUACUGGAUUAUGAUACAGCUGCGGAUUCGACGAUAAAGAUGCAACGAAAGAGAAAAGCUUUCGGAGAUGAAGAGGAUGAUGAGGCGAAUAAAUCUAGUGAAGGUACGCAAGCGAAGAAGGUAAAGGAAGAAGUUGACGAAACAGAGCAAAGUCACAAGAAAAAGAAGAAGGUCAAGGCUGAAGAUGUUGAACAAGCUGAAACGGUCACAGAGGAAAUAUCGACGCCCAAGGAAAAACAUAAGAAAAAAAAGAAAAAGGUUAAGCAGGAAGAAGAGGAUGAAGAAUGA
This is a messenger RNA of Anisakis simplex (herring worm), 1641 nucleotides long. NCBI's taxonomy places the organism in Eukaryota, Metazoa, Nematoda, Chromadorea, Rhabditida, Anisakidae. The record is from the annotation of a GenBank genome assembly.